Phytophthora sojae is the source of this 3123-nucleotide messenger RNA. RefSeq lists its product as hypothetical. Bases 121 to 3123 code for a protein of 1000 amino acids. Gene Ontology annotation, molecular function: ubiquitin-protein transferase activity. NCBI's taxonomy places the organism in Eukaryota, Oomycota, Peronosporomycetes, Peronosporales, Peronosporaceae. The record is from RefSeq and is a predicted model, not a curated record. The transcript is spliced from 3 exons.
GCGGAGCCGACGCGCCGUCCAGGGCCCAAGGCUACAGCUAAGGCCCCGUCCCGACCGACCGUUUACUACUCAGCAGCAGUAGCAGAGCGAGGGACCUCCAUCUCGACGCAACCGCCGGACAUGACGGCAGGGCUGGCGGUGCUCGUGGCACUGAGCGUGCUGCUCUUCGUGGGGGCCAUCGUCAUGCUGCUCUUCUUCUGCCGGCGCAUCCAGGUGCAGCGCGAGCGCGAGUCGCUCGUGUUCAUCCAGGAGCCGGCCGACGUGUACCGCGAGGAGCUCAACGACAGCUUCAUGGAGCAGGCGCUGUGGCGCUGCGGCGUCUGCAAGUUCCUCAACCACCCGGAGCGCAAGCUCUGCGACUUGUGCCAAACCUUGAAGGGUGCAGAGCGGGACGUGGCCGGCAACAAGAAGCACACGAGCUCGGGCUCAAGAGGCGGCAGCUUCUCGCGCGGCAGCCUCAGUUCGCAGAGGAUGGGGCGCAUCGGCGAGACGGAGGCCUUCUCGUCGUCCCAAGCGGAUGACGCUAUCGGCGGCUCCUUUGGCCGCCCGAGCUUUGAGUUUUCAAGGAAGCAGAAGCCGCAGAAUAAACUGAGCAAGUUGCAAUUGGCUGCGAGUCGGAGACAGCAGUGGAAACGCAUGCCCACGACGGAUGGACUGCAUCGGUGGGUGCGACAGGAAGACAAGUCGGCGCGCGGUUAUAAUGCGAGGAAUACUCAACGGGACUCGAUCGAGAGCGACCCGGGCGGGAGGAUGUCGUUGAACCGGUAUCUGGACGCGACAGAGAGAGACAGCAACUUGUCGGUCGGGUACAUUCGCGUUAGGGACUCGCUGGGACGAUUGGUGCUGAACGAGAGCGACGUGGUGGCCACGGAUUUCCACUACCGGAUUAACAUUCUGGACGGAACAGGUAGUUCCGAGCUCAUUAUGAACCUCGAGGGGGUGCACAACUUGCCGUUCCCGGACAAGAUCCGCUGGUUCUCGACGGAGAUUCAUCGGUUGUGGCUGCCCUGGGAGUCAGGACACGCAGAGCUGGUGGUAAGGAGAGAUCAUUUACUGCAGGAUUCGUUCGAAUUGGUGGCGGCCAUGAAGCCCUACCAGUUGAGGCAGAGGUGGCGUGUUGUGUUUGAUGGAGAACCGGCGCUGGAUGCAGGCGGUGUCAUGCGGGAGUGGUUCACGCUCCUGUUUGCUGAGCUUUUCGACCCUGCGUUCGGACUAUUCGUAAGCACGGUGGGAGACGAACGGAGCUACUGGAUUAACGCCAGCUCGGACCUGUUGAUCGGAGAGGAGGACCACUUGGCCUACUUCGAGUUUGCUGGACGACUGGUCGGUAAGGCCAUCCUGGAGGAGCACUUGAUGCCGGUGCACCUUGCCUUGCCAUUCCUCAAGCAUGUCCUCGGCGUUCCUAUCUCGUUCUCGGACCUUCAAUUCCUGGACGACGAGAUCUACAACAGCGCGCUGAUGGUGAAGAAGAUUGACGACAUUGAACCGCUGUGUCUGGACUUUACCGCCACCCGCAUUGUCGAUGGUAAGCCAGAGAUCGUGGAGCUUGUGGAGGGAGGCGCCAACAUCGACGUGACGCGGGAGAACCGCGCCCGAUAUCUGGACGCACUGUUCAAGUACCAUGUGCUUGGUAGCGUGAGCGAGCAGCUGCUGUCGUUCCUGACUGCGCUGUAUGAUGUCGUGCCCGAGGGUUUGCUCAAGCUGUUCGAUUACCAGGAGCUGGAGCUGCUCAUGUGUGGAGUCCCAUCUAUCGACGUGGAGGACUGGAAGAAGCACACGGACUUCAAGUUCUUCACGCACAACUUCCCCACGGAGCUUGAGCUCAAUAAUAUCGAGUGGUUCUGGGAGGUGGUGGAAGACAUGAAGAACGAGGACCGCGUUCGUUUGCUGCAGUUCGCCACAGGUACGAGCCGCGUGCCGGCGCAGGGUUUCAAGGGACUGAUCAGCAGCGACGGACGUGUGCGCCGCUUUAACGUCGCGUUCGCUGGAGCAAACCAGUCGUUCCUAUUCCCCAAGGCGCACACGUGCUUCAACCGCCUGGACCUGCCGAUAUACAAUUCCAAGGAGGUUCUGUCGGAGUACGUCAAGCUGAUCGUGCAGAUGGACAUCACAGGUUUCACCAUCGACAGGAUGAGGGAGGACAAGCAAGAGCAAGAGUGCCAUCGUGACGAGAACGGGUUUGCCGACUUCAAAUACCCAAAGGGAUGGUGCCAACCAACCAAGCCUCCUGCAUGGGUACCGCCUGUAGCCAAGCAAGCGAAGCGUCCUCAAUCCUCCGACGGAGGCCCCAGCAAGCGUGCGAAGCUGUCUCCUCCUCCGGAACAAGAGUUCUCACUCGCCACCGUGGUCGCAAACGUCAAGAAGGCUGCAAUCGAGCACUCUCAUCUGCCGGCGGAGGUGGCUUCGAGGCUCUUCGAAGAGGACGCGACGAUUUCGUAUCUAACCACGGACCACAAGAGCUGGGUCUACCAUGUUCCUCAAUGGUACAAACACGUAUUCGAGCACGUUACACCUGAAGAACUAUGGGAAGCAAUGGCAGACGAUGACGACACUGAGUCACAAGUGACGUGGGCGACGCUGUUCGAGCAGGCUUGGGAGGCGCAUCCGAAGCAACACGAUACGAUUAUGAUGUUCGGCAAGCCGGCAAAGCUCCCACGGUUCCAGCAGUUAUGUGGGGAAAUGGGGAGCUAUCGCUACUCGGGGAAGACAUUCGAGGCGCAGAAGAAGUAUCCACGGGGCUUGGAGCACGCUGUGCUUCACAUGCAGCGGAUGGUGGAGGACCCAGCUACUCAUCGGACGCGACUCACAGGAGGCCUUGUGAACUGGUACGAGAAUGGAGACCACUACAUCGGACCGCAUGCAGACGAUGAGAGGGACAUGAUGGCGUGCUCACCGAUUGUGGCCUUGUCACUGGGAGCUACUCGUCACUUUGUGUUCACCAAGAAAACCUCGAAGAGUGCGCCCCAGGGCGACGAAGCUGUGGCACGACUGGAGCUGCAAAUUGGGGACGGAGACCUGAUGAUCAUGGGCGGCACCACGCAGAGAACGCACAAGCAUGCCGUGCCGAAGAUGGCGCGAUGUCGUGAACCUCGGAUCAGCAUCACUUUGCGCUGCUUUCACUAA